Molecule: messenger RNA, 594 nt
Organism: Prorocentrum cordatum
Lineage: Eukaryota; Dinophyceae; Prorocentrales; Prorocentraceae
Source: the annotation of a GenBank genome assembly
GUGCAGGGCGGGCUCGUGGAGGAGUGGGACAAGCACAUGGAGGGGUUCGUGCCGGAGCUGCUGCUGACGUUUCCGCUGGCCGCCAGGACAGACGAAUUCUUCUACGAGGACCUGUCCCCGGGGGAGACGGUGCUCAUCCGCGGCGGCUUCUUCGCCUCCGCCUCCCAGGAGCUCGGGUUCAGCAUUCAGGAUCCCAAGGGCAACGUCAUCUACGAAAAGACGGACGAGGCUGAGGGCAUCUUCCAUUUCUUAGCGAGCACACCUGGGACAUACACUUUCAUAGUCAGCAACCACAAGUGGAUGGAGGAGAAGAUGGUUACAUUCGCCGUGGGGAAGGGCAACGAGACCCACCUUCAACCAGAACAUCUUGAGACAAUGGAGGACCACAUCAGAUCCAUUGACAAGACCUUGGUUGACAUUCAGACGGAGUCCACGUACCUGUGGAUCCGGCAGAAGUCUCACAUGAAGGCGGUCGAAAGCAUCCACGCCCGGAUGCUCGCAUUCUGCGUGGUGGAGUUCCUGAUCCUGGUUGGCAUCUCCGGCUUUCAGGUUUACUACAUCAAGGGCCUGCUCUCGGACCGCCGGAUACUAUGA